Geosmithia morbida is the source of this 273-nucleotide messenger RNA. Its product is annotated as DSS1/SEM1 family. NCBI's taxonomy places the organism in Eukaryota, Fungi, Ascomycota, Sordariomycetes, Hypocreales, Bionectriaceae. Bases 1 to 273 code for a protein of 90 amino acids. Gene Ontology annotation, biological process: proteasome assembly; mRNA export from nucleus; double-strand break repair via homologous recombination. Gene Ontology annotation, cellular component: proteasome regulatory particle, lid subcomplex; proteasome complex. The record is from RefSeq and is a predicted model, not a curated record. The transcript has 2 exons.
AUGGCCUCCGAGGACACUAAGCCCACCGAGGCUGUCGAGCAGAAGCAGCAGGAACCUACCAAGCCUGCCCUGGGGGAAGACGACGAGUUUGAAGACUUUCCCGUUGAUGACUGGCCAGAGGACCAGACCGAGGCGGCCGCACAGCAAGACGGCGACGAGAGCAAGCACCUCUGGGACGAAAGCUGGGAUGAUGAUGACACCAAUGACGACUUUUCCAAUCAACUCAGGUACAGACACUCUUUCAAAUGCUCUUCAUACGAACCGUCGUUAUAG